This is a messenger RNA of Vicia villosa (hairy vetch), 1304 nucleotides long. Its product is annotated as transcriptional regulator SUPERMAN-like. The transcript has a single exon. The coding region runs from base 61 to 675 and encodes 204 amino acids. The record is from RefSeq and is a predicted model, not a curated record. Lineage: Eukaryota; Viridiplantae; Streptophyta; Magnoliopsida; Fabales; Fabaceae.
UCUCCCAUCCCAUCACCAAUUUAUUUCUAUCUUUGUAUCUUAAAUGUCAGUGACAGUACAAUGGUGGCUACAGAUAUUGCCCUUCUUUCCAUGACUACUACUGCUCAGAUCCAAAAAUCAUCACAAUCACAAUCACAAUCAAACCCUAACAUCACCACAACCACCACUACACCAUCAUCAUCAUCAACUUGGAUGUGGAACCCUAAACAACAACAUCAAGAACAACAAGAAGAUGAAGAUUCAUGGGAGGUAAGAGCUUUUGCAGAAGACACAAGGAACAUCAUGAACGCAACAUGGCCACCAAGAUCCUACACCUGCACUUUUUGUAGAAGAGAGUUCCGCUCAGCUCAAGCACUUGGCGGUCAUAUGAACGUCCACCGCCGCGACCGUGCUCGUCUUCAUCAAAAUCAACCACCGCUAAAUUCCUCCUCUCAUCAUCCUUCUUCUCAGUUCAUACAUAUCCCUCCUCUUAAUGCUGGAUUGUGUCUUUUUUACCAUUCACCAAACCCUAAUAUCUCUUCCUUCAAUGAUUCUAAUGGAGAUCAAUCUCCUUCUACUCUUCUCUCUAUCUCAUCAUCUUAUCCAACCAACAACUUGAUGAUGCAAAGGCAAAUGCAAACUUGUUCUCCUACACCUUUUCAUUUUCAGGCUAAUUCAGCUAGAAACUAUCAAUAAUAGCAUCUCUUCUUUUUCUAACAAACCUGCUAUCUGCACCUCCAUAGACGAUAAGAGUCAUGAAAUUGAAGAACUCGAUCUUGAGCUACGAUUGGGAAACAAGCCAGCACCGACAUGAAAAAUCUAUAGCUAUAACAUAGAUAUAUAGAUGGAUGAAUAUUUAUUUAUAUUUCAAGUUAUUAAUUCAUUUUAGUGUGUGUGAAGAAUAUUCAAUUCUAAAUUCAUAAAAGUACUCUUAUAUAUUAAUUUGUUCUCUCUUUUGCAGUGAGUAGUGAAGAACAAAUUAGUGUCCCGUAAUUUUCUUGAUGUCCAGCUAGCUUUUAGAUGAAAUUGAUGUCUGUUUCUGGUUGGGGUUUUGGGGGUUAAUUCAAUUUAAAUAAUUUAUAAUUUUUUUUGGUUGAUAAGUUUUGUUAUUAUGCGAUUGUUUUUGUGGCUAUGAUUAAGAAUUGCAAGUAGCUAGAAAUUAUAAUGAUGGAAAAAAGAUUAGGGUUUUGAAGAAGGCACUGAAAGGUUGCAGUGAAGUGUCAUUUUCUUGUUUACACACAAAUAUAUGUUUCUGGGCAUAUAUUUCCGUGGGGAUUAUUAUUAUUAUUUUCUACUUUUUUUUUUCUUUCUAAAUAAUGAUGUAC